Hyla sarda is the source of this 557-nucleotide messenger RNA. RefSeq names its product mesotocin-neurophysin MT. The transcript is spliced from 3 exons. Gene Ontology annotation, molecular function: neurohypophyseal hormone activity. The record is from RefSeq and is a predicted model, not a curated record. Gene Ontology annotation, cellular component: extracellular region; secretory granule. Lineage: Eukaryota; Metazoa; Chordata; Amphibia; Anura; Hylidae. Bases 46 to 429 code for a protein of 127 amino acids.
UGUCCAGGGGAAGAAGAACUCCAAGGAACAUUCCAAGAUAUCGUUAUGACAGCCAUGUCUAAUGUGUUGGCCAUCACCUUUCUUUGCUUUCUAGCCUUGUCCUCAGCGUGUUAUAUACAGAACUGCCCCAUAGGGGGAAAGAGGUCGGUGAUAGACUUCAUGGACGUGCGAAAGUGUAUUCCAUGUGGACCAAGGAACAAAGGUCACUGCUUUGGGCCCAACAUCUGCUGCGGAGAGGAGCUGGGUUGUUACUUUGGCACCACCGAGACCUUGAGAUGCCAAGAAGAAAACUUCCUACCUUCACCAUGUGAAUCUGGAAGGAAGCCAUGUGGAAACAAUGGAGGAAACUGCGCAGCCUCUGGCAUCUGCUGCAACCACGAGAGCUGCACGAUGGACCCGGCAUGUGAACAGGACUCUAUGUUUUCUUAGUUGGUGUCCUCAGACAUGGUAGAACUUCUCUACUGUCGCGAAUCCACUUGACAACCAAACUGGCCAUACAACCAUAUGAUGCCGCUGUGUAUAGAUGUACUGUACAGUAAAUAAAGACCUGAAACAUG